Molecule: messenger RNA, 1170 nt
Organism: Ostreococcus tauri
Lineage: Eukaryota; Viridiplantae; Chlorophyta; Mamiellophyceae; Mamiellales; Bathycoccaceae
Product: unnamed product
Exons: 1
Coding region: 1-1170 (389 amino acids)
Source: RefSeq, a predicted model, not a curated record
AUGACGCCCUGCUGGACGUCAACGCGCGCGUGUGCGUCAUCGUGCGUCGCGCGGCGUCGGACUGAUUAUUUCCAUCACAGCGUCUCUCAAAGUCGUGAUGUUUUCGGCUCCAAGAAGAUGAAACACUGGGGGACACGGACGGAGAGCGGUGUCUCAUCGUCUCAUCGACGCAUCUCGCGCUCGGCGUCGUCGAACGAGCCGUCGUCGUCGGAAUCAAAGGGCGAUGCGUUCGCCCUCGCGGGGUUCUUCUUGGGCGCGCCCGCGAUCGCGACGCUGAUCGAUCCGUGCAAGCUCGUGCGCGACGGUCUCGGGUUGACGUGCGCGUCGCCCGCGUUCGGCGAAAACUUCGAGAACGCGUCGCAGGUGCAGCAUUUUGCGAACGCAUUCGGAACGGAGGCGUUUGCUUUAGUCGCCCUCGCCGGGUUGUACACUUUAAAGGACGCGGCGGAGAACGAUAGGUUGAAGUCUGAGACGUAUCAGAGGUUGGCGCUGGCGAUGGUGCUGUAUUCGGGAAGUCUGAUGGUGGCGUUUGGUGGUGCUUUCGCGCAGGCGGUAGCGACGGGAGAGGUCGGUCCGAGCGCAGUGGCGGUCGGUGCGGUGGUUGCGUCGUUGACGCCGGCGGGUUACAGUGGGUACAAGGCGAUCAAAGAGUUUGGUCCCGGGCACAACGCAACUUGGGAGCGCAUAGGGAAGGAUUUCGAUAGCGUGAAGCAGCUCGGCAAAAACAGCGAGAAGGGCGGUAAACUGGAACUCUUUUAUAAGGCGAGCUUUUGGAGCAGCCUCAUUGUGGGUGGUUCCUUCGCCUUCAGCCCUCUCUCGCCUCUGGCGAUCAUGAACGAGACAGCGCCGUCGGCGCAGUUGAUUCAGCGCGCGUUCGGCUUGGCGACGUGUUUCUUAUUGGCGCCGACGCAGUACGUCUUGGUAGACGCUGCGAGUCGCGGUCGUCUCGGCGGCGGUACGUUCAAGAAGCUCAACCUCAGUAUCGCCGUCGCCAUCGCGCUCGUCGACUGGAUGACCAUCUACACUUUCACCGUCCUCUCCUCCCUCGCCCCGGCUGAGCAAACGCUCGAAUCCGCGAGCGGCGGUCUUCCAAACUACUACGGUGCCCUCGUCGUCUCCGGCGCGAUCGUCGCCGUCUACCUCUACCAAGGCCUCUUCGCCAAAAAGUAA